Messenger RNA from Seminavis robusta, 339 nucleotides. The record is from the annotation of a GenBank genome assembly. NCBI's taxonomy places the organism in Eukaryota, Bacillariophyta, Bacillariophyceae, Naviculales, Naviculaceae.
AUGGCUUCUAACAGAGAGAGAGAAGAGAUUAUCAAGUACAUCCUCAAUACAAUUGACAUUAUCAAGUACAUCCUCAAUACAAUUGACCUUACUGAGGAUGACUAUGAUGAGCUGGCGGCCACAGGGUUAAACACACCCAGAAAAAUUCUAAUGGCAGAGGAUUCAGUGCUGGCCGAGCUCACAGACAAAAACGUCUUGACCCAGGUCGAUCUCGGUGAAUUUAUGAGAUUCAAACGAUGGAUGCAGUCUAUUAAGAAAGAAGGUAAUGAUCUUCCAAAAACCAUUGAUGGUUGGAAACAGGACUUCACUGAAGAUAUAUGGGAGCGAUGUUUUCUGUGA